AUGUUUCCAGUUGAGAAGUGCUACAACAAGAAGGUGCCUUGCACGGCUGACGAGCGCUGCGAGGGUCGUCCGUCCGGCCCCGUCUGUAUUCCCAUUGAGAAGUGCUACAACAAGAAGGUGCCCUGCAAGGCUGACGAGCGCUGCGAGGAUCGUCCGUCCGGUCCCGUCUGUAUUCCCAUUGAGAAGUGCUACAACAAGAAGGUGCCUUGCACGGCUGACGAGCGCUGCGAGGAUCGUCCGUCCGGCCCCGUCUUCCCGGAGACCUGCGCCAACAAGAAGGUCCCGUGCCGUACUGGCUACAAGUGCGAGGACCGUGCCUCCGGCCCGACCUGCGUCAGAGUUCCGGAGACGUGCGCGAACAAGCGCGUGCCCUGCCGGCAGGGCCUCAAGUGCGAGGACCGCCCCACAGGCCCCGUCUGCCUGCCCGAUCGCAGGACGUGCGCUGACAUCAAGUGCUCCGCCGGAGAGCUGUGUAACGACCUUCCUGACGGACCGGACUGUGUGCCCGACGUGCCGUCGUGCCAGGGCUUCUUCUGCCGCCGCGGCACCAACUGUUACAUCCGUAACGGCUCGCCCACCUGCCUGCCCAACACGUGUGAGGUGCGCGAGUGCCGUCCCGGCCUCACCUGCAUCGACACGCCCAGCGGUGCCCUCUGCCGGCGCGGAACGGUGUCCCGCAGCUGCACGGGCAAGUACUGCCCGAGCAACUCGAGGUGCGACGAGAGUGGACCUACGGGCGCCCACUGUGUCAAGAUCUAAGCGUCUGGCUGCUUGAAAGAGGUGGUGCUGCUCCCCAGCAGACGACCCCCUGCUGCUGCCACCGGCCAGCACAGCCCAGCUACCAUCUCCUCCAAACGACCUCAGUCGAGGUCCGCAAAACUAACUGUAACUUAAAAUGGACAGCUUCGAUAGCAAAUAUACAAAAACUGUUUGGGCCAUGUGCCUCCAUCUUGGGACAUGUUGCCUUGCUUCGCUCUCCGAUGGACGGCUCGUGUAAAGAUGUGUCACAAAACGGAAAACUGAGCGCCAUCGCAUGCCGUUAAGUGGUUUAGCUCCCACAAAUGCGUCGAAAUACAUAAAUGCAGUGGAAUUUAUCGUUUCUCUUCCAUU
Pollicipes pollicipes is the source of this 1110-nucleotide messenger RNA. Its product is annotated as neurogenic locus notch homolog protein 4. The record is from RefSeq and is a predicted model, not a curated record. Lineage: Eukaryota; Metazoa; Arthropoda; Thecostraca; Pollicipedomorpha; Pollicipedidae.